AUGUCUAGCAGAGGAAGCACAUCUCCUCCCUACACCAUGUCCUCCAUGAUCAUCUACGCCAUCUGGUCCUCCCCCGAGAAGGCCUUGACCUUGCCAGAGAUCUGCUGCACCCUGGAGUCCAUGUUCCACUUGUAUGACGGCAACGACAGAGUUUGGUACGACAAAGUCCGCAACGCCCUCUCCAAGUACUCCCACUUCAUAAAGAUGGACCACUCCAGAAGCGCCAGGGGAAAGCUUUGGACUGUCGAUCUCGCUUUGGUUCCUCUUACUUCAUUCCGGAAGCAGACAACACGGAAGGAUUCCUUCAGCGACUGGCCGAAUCUCCUUCAUCAGUAUCUGGGUGUUCCGGAGAUCGAGCUUCGUGGAGUCGUGUCUACCAGUGCCACCUCAGCCAGUGUUCAGCCUUCCCGUGUCGUAACUUCCGGACUUAGUUUUGGCAUCGACCGCAUUCUCAACAUGUCUCCUAGAUCCACCAAACAUUCACCUAGUCCCAUUGUGUCAGUUCCAUGCGAAGAUUUCAACACCAGCUGCGACUCUUUCUGUAGUGUAUUCGAUUCCACAUUUGAGGACAGUGAUAUUCUUUCACGUGAUUCAGUUCAUGAACUUUCCUACUCAUCCAUAGAACGGUGCCGAGGAUAUUCCGAUGUGUCAUCAUCUCAAGACGUACAAGACUUUGGCCACUCAACACGGAUCCACUCCGACACAAGCAUCGUCUCUCUGGAAGUUCCCUGCUCACCUAUUGAACCUGAACUCUCCCAAGACGACAUCUUCGCAGGCGUUGACGAACUGCAGUCCAUGUUGGAACCAGAUGACGUCAUAGAUUUUGCGCCAUCCGGGGACUUUGGAGUUGUCUCACCAGCUGAGAGUCACAGUCUGUCAGCUUUAGAGUCGAUUAUGGACUUUGUUAUUCCCACUCAGUGCUCCGGGGAUCUCUUCUCGGAAUUUGAGCCUUACCUACGUGAUUUCAGCGACUAA
Saccostrea echinata is the source of this 975-nucleotide messenger RNA. RefSeq names its product forkhead box protein I1c-like. Bases 1 to 975 code for a protein of 324 amino acids. The transcript has a single exon. Gene Ontology annotation, molecular function: sequence-specific DNA binding; DNA-binding transcription factor activity. Lineage: Eukaryota; Metazoa; Mollusca; Bivalvia; Ostreida; Ostreidae. The record is from RefSeq and is a predicted model, not a curated record. Gene Ontology annotation, biological process: regulation of DNA-templated transcription.